AAUCACAGAACAAGUCACAAUGUCACAAUAAACAAUAAUAUUUAUUUGUUCUGAUUUGUAAUUAAUUUACAAUAAAGAUGCCCCAAGAAUACGGAGACCGAGUAAGUUUACAUUUGGAUGUAAACAAUGGACUCGAUAGCGUUACCGAAUUAGUUCACACUCGGUUAGUUGAGAGCGGUUGGAAAGACGAAGUCCGACUAGCCUGCAGAAAAGCCAUCGUGGAAAGCGGAGACAGAGUCCCUACGGUGGACGAAUUAAUUUCAACUAUCACACCAAAAGCUAGAGCCCUAAUUAGGGAGAAAGUCAAACGAGAGUUGCUUUAUAAAAUUGAACACAUUCUAAUGAAUUUAGAAAAAGUAGGAUACAAGGACUUGGAGGAUAUUUGAAUUAGUAGCAAAAUGUACUUUAAUUUGAGAUACUAAUUUUCUCAAUUAUUAAAUAAAUUUCAAUUAUUAUUCUAA
This is a messenger RNA of Sitophilus oryzae (rice weevil), 461 nucleotides long. Its product is annotated as transcription and mRNA export factor ENY2-like. Gene Ontology annotation, molecular function: chromatin binding; transcription coactivator activity. The record is from RefSeq and is a predicted model, not a curated record. The transcript has 2 exons. Gene Ontology annotation, biological process: poly(A)+ mRNA export from nucleus; positive regulation of DNA-templated transcription; regulation of transcription by RNA polymerase II. Bases 78 to 386 code for a protein of 102 amino acids. Lineage: Eukaryota; Metazoa; Arthropoda; Insecta; Coleoptera; Curculionidae. Gene Ontology annotation, cellular component: SAGA complex; DUBm complex; nuclear pore.